UCUCUCUCACACCGAGACUUCAUCAGAGGAAAAAUGGGACACAAUUGACCAGACUGAGACGCAUCGACAGCAUUUUAACAUGAUUUUUUAGACACCUCUCAGGAUAUACACCUACACAGUGGGCAGGCUAUUGUUUUUCUGUGCUUACCCAAAAAUCCUCCUCACACUCCGGAUGAUCUUUGACGGGCCCUGCGAUGAUCUCCAGUCUCUAAUUCUGUUUCAGAAAUGCUGUUUUUUCACCAGUUCACCUGUCGUUUGGAGCCGUCGGCCACAUGUGGAUUGUUGCCCUGUGGAACACAAGAAGAAGAGCUGCAUUUAACCUCACGGAUGGUGAUGUAAUUCUUCCCAUUCAUUUGGAUACAUUUGGAUACAUUGGAUCUUACCCAAGCACGUUGGAGAAAGACAACAAGCAGAGUAUAUUUGUCCCACACACACAGUGGGCUGCUGGGAAGAAGAAGUCCAGACGAUGCUUCAGUGUUCCAGCUGUGAGAAGCCUAUCCUCGAUAGGUUCCUGCUCAAAGUUUUGGACAGACCGUGGCACAUCAAAUGUGUCCAGUGCUGCGAAUGCAAAUGCACUUUGACCGAGAAGUGUUUCUCACGAGAAGGGAAACUGUAUUGUAAGAACGACUUCUUUAGGACAUUUGGGACCAAGUGUGACGGUUGCGCCCAGGGGAUUUUACCCAGUGAUCUGGUCCGCAGGGCCAAGAGCAAAGUGUUUCACCUGAACUGUUUCACCUGUGUGAUGUGUAACAAGCAGCUGUCCACCGGAGAGGAACUGUACAUCCUGGACGAAUUCAAGUUCGUCUGUAAGGAGGACUAUCAAAACAACAAUGGGAAAGACACCAUCCUCCUUGCAGUCACGACGUGCAGUGACCCGAGUCUGUCUCCAGACUCUCAGGACCCGCAGGACGACGGCAAGGACUCUGAAACAGGACAUUUAUCCGAUAAAGACAACAACAACGAGAACGAGGAGACGACCGCCGUCGGGAAGCGACGCGGGCCUCGGACCACCAUCAAAGCCAAACAGCUGGAGGUCCUGAAGGCGGCUUUCGCGGCCACGCCGAAACCCACCAGACACAUCCGGGAGCAGCUGUCGAGGGAGACCGGCCUCACCAUGAGAGUCAUCCAGGUUUGGUUCCAAAAUCGGAGGUCCAAAGAGAGACGCAUGAAGCAGCUGAGCUCUCUGGGCGGCCGGAGACACGUGUUCUUCCGCGGCCAGAGGAGGAUGAGGGCGCUGGGAGAGAGGCUGGAAGCAGAGGAGCUGGGACACUUCUCUUAUUAUGGAGAUUAUCCCAGUGAAUACUAUAGCUCAGGAGGGAACUAUGAGUACUACCAAGGCCCACCCUCAUCCCAUGGCCAGACUCCAGCAGACCUGGGUUUCGUGCCCUCCUCCAUCCCUGCUGGCACCCCAUUGGGAGCACUAGACCACCACCAUCCAGGGCAUCACUGUCCAGGAGAGGUGCACUGUUUCUCUGACACAGUAUCUCACCAUCCCGCGGACUCACCCAGUCCGGAGCCCAACAUGCCGGGCUCAAUGCACAGCAUCUCCAGUGAGAUGUGUGGCCCCAGCACGCCCUACACGACUGUGUCCCUCAGUGACAACGGAUACACCAACCAGCUGUCACAACCAUCCUCAGAAAUGAGUGAAGGCACUGUGUGGUAAUCCAGCCCACACCCAACCACAAGGCACACUUUUUGAUUUUGAAGGCAAAAUCAAUGCUUUUUUGUUUGUUUGUUUAUUUAAAUGUAUAUUUAUUUAUUUAUUUAUUUAUCUAUUUGUGUAUGUAUUUAUUUAUUUAUUUGCUUGCAUUUCUGUUAAGCUCUAUUUAUAAAUCUCUAUAUUUGUAUGUCAGUAUAAUUGUUUAUUGACUAGUCAAUCAAUAGAUUGUUUUGGACUCAUUACUACAUUCACAAUGCUGGGCCUCAUUGAUCAAGCAAUAAACCAACACAUUUAUAUGCUGCAGAAAGUGUUUUUUUUAAUGUUUACAAAACCAUUUUCUGCCACAUAUUGUCCUUAAAAUGGUAAUGUGAAAGUGCAUGACAGCAUUUUCUUAUCACCUUUCAUCCAUGGAGUUCACGUGUAAUACAAGAUUUUAUCAUUUAAUAACAGAAUAUGAUUGUGAUGUUCAAUACAUUUGACCAAAUACCUCUCUCAGGACCGUGGGAACAUUGUUUUUGUUUGUCUUUAUUUGUCAGGCAUUUCCUUUUUUUAAUUUAUUUCAUUGCCGACACAUAUUUGCCUUCAAAAGGAUAUCUUUAUAAAUUUUAUAUGUAACAAAAAAUGAUUUGACUUUAGUCCAAUGUUAUAUAUAGAAAUGAUGGACAACUGUACAGAGCAGUCAACUGUUUACCUAAAGCUCCAGUGUUCAGGGGUUUGAAUAUCAGCAUUGUAUAAAACCGAUGGACGGACCGUUUAUUGCAAACAAACCAAACUUUUGUAGCCCUUCUAUUAAUGUGGUCACUCACUGUGCUAUAGUUUGUACUAUGUCCUCAUUUAAAAAAACAAAAAACAACAGAAAACACUAAUAAACCGUUGCCAAAUUGAAUGCACAGCAAAAUCCUGCAGCUUUUAGUUGUGAGACGUAGCGUUUCUUCACUUUCUCUUUUAAUUAUUUGAGUCAUUUUGCAGCUCAGUUAUAGCCGGACAGCCGAGACUCAGACUGGUUUUGUCUUAAUGGAUCAAAAUGUCAAAUUAUUCCCAUUAAUGGUCUCAUACACUGCCAGCAGCAGAAGCAAUGUUGUUUUUAUGAGACAUACUUGAUUGUUCCAAUUAAGUUUAUGAGGCCGAUGUUUACGACCAUUCACUGUAUAAUAAAACACAGAUUGAUCAUUUUUUAUUUGUUAAUUA
This is a messenger RNA of Sebastes umbrosus (honeycomb rockfish), 2848 nucleotides long. RefSeq names its product LIM/homeobox protein Lhx1-like. The record is from RefSeq and is a predicted model, not a curated record. Gene Ontology annotation, biological process: regulation of transcription by RNA polymerase II; neuron differentiation. The transcript has 5 exons. Bases 467 to 1663 code for a protein of 398 amino acids. NCBI's taxonomy places the organism in Eukaryota, Metazoa, Chordata, Actinopteri, Perciformes, Sebastidae. Gene Ontology annotation, cellular component: nucleus. Gene Ontology annotation, molecular function: RNA polymerase II transcription regulatory region sequence-specific DNA binding; DNA-binding transcription factor activity, RNA polymerase II-specific.